Messenger RNA from Pomacea canaliculata, 2909 nucleotides. RefSeq lists its product as uncharacterized. The record is from RefSeq and is a predicted model, not a curated record. Lineage: Eukaryota; Metazoa; Mollusca; Gastropoda; Architaenioglossa; Ampullariidae. The coding region runs from base 474 to 1049 and encodes 191 amino acids. The transcript has 4 exons.
CAUUAAUGCGGAUUAAGAAAAGUUCACCAAUGAGGAAGGGUGGGGAGAGAGAGAGACUGUUUACCUGUUUAUAGAUUUCAAUGUACUCGACUCAGGUCAGACGAAGAAAAAAUCUUUCUAGAUAUAUCUGCUUCCAUGUCAUUGAACACACCCUACAGCAGCACCCAGUUGGCGGUAAGUGUCAACAGUUAUUUCUUUUAAGCUGACAAAGUAUUGGGUAGUUCGAGAAGGUGAAGUGGUGUACGGUCACUCAUUUCAUUCGAGCGACAUCCACCUACACGCGGGUAACAGCCAACCCACCCACUGUCUCGUGUAAGCACAACGACUGAACAGCGGAGGGUCACAUUACGUCACAGGACCUACUUGCCUUGAGUCAACGGUCUGACGGCGAUCUCGACAGAGGUACGUCUGCCGUCCUGCUCGACUGUGACUUGGGUCCACGUCUUUCAGGUGUGAAAAGAAGACGAUAAGACAUGAAGAAAACAGAACUUCACCUUAUCGCUUGGUUUAUCGUCACAGGAUUCGUAUGUUUCACAGGUGGCCUACGGUGUAUUCAGUGCGUGGAUCAGAAGGAGGGUCAGCCUUGCCAGAGUGACUACAUGAAGCUGGUCAACGCCACCAAGGGUCUGGGCCAUGAAUACUUGGUCAAGAACUGCAGCGAGGAGUAUAACCAGACUUUCUGUAUGAUCGAAACAUACUACAGUGGAGGGGAAGUGAAGAGCUUCAUGCGGGACUGCAGCGACGGGAAGACUUUCUCGUUCACCGACGAAGUGAAAUUCCCUCGUCUGCUGCAGGUGAAAGGUGACAACUUCACGACCUGCAGCUACCGCCUGACAGCCAACUUCCACGUGUGUCUGUCUCUGUGCGAAUCAGACUUCUGCAACGCACCGCGAGCUCCACCACCCAACGAAACAUGCAACGGCACCGACAACGCCACCUGCAGCGCUCGCAGCCUCGUCCUGGGCUUCCUUCCCGGCGUGCCUCUCUUCAGUCACGUGUUUGUCCUUCCGCUUUUGGCUUUUGCGUUGUCUUUGCUGGUCGUGAACUAGCCGACUCGAGCAAAUCAGUGACAUCGGAGACUUGUUUUACAUGCUGUGUUUUUAAUUUAAAUGAAAUACAUUUCUGUACUGUGAAUGUGCUGCCCGUGUCUCCAUGUCAUGCUGCACUGUCAUGUCGUGGCCAUUUUUGUCUUUUAGCCAUGUCUUCACUUGGAGAGGAUUUAGCAGACGACAAGGCACAGCAAACAGAGUGUUUCAAUCAAAAUUAGUCUCUUUGGCAUCAAGAUAUCAUUUGAGAGAGAGGCACUGGUCCUGGUGGCAGGUACUUCUGGGUGACGGGCACAAGAAUUUUCUAUUUUCGGAUAUUUAGUUCUCACAACGUAUCGUAGAGAAGUUUCAUCAACAUCAAUUGCAUGGAACUCUUUCGCUCCCUAUAUCUCUCUCUUAGAGAGAUCAUCAUUAUCAUCACCCUCCUCAUCAUACACGUAUGAGCAAGCGUGCAAAUAUUACAGUAAUUAAAACAGAUUGGAACUGGAACCAUCUGGAAGGUAAGAUCAUGAACGUUGUACUCACCGUGAGUAUUGUUUGCAAGAAGCGAAUCAGGAUGUUUACAAAUAAUCAUCAACAGACUUGUGUGUUCACUGCAUUUUAACUGUGUGAUAUAACUCCGUAAAAUGUCCGUGAAAAAAGACAGACCUUUACACUUAAGUUAGGGAUGUGGAAUCUUUUUUCUCCAAGAGCCAUUUGGAUAUUUAUAACAUCAUUCGCGGGAUAUACAAAGAUUAUGAACUUUAAAAAAAUAGCCUGCUAUAUUUGGUCGAGCCAUAGCUUUUUCCACAGUGUGUUAAUAUGUACACUCACACCCUGCCUGUUACUGACUGACUGUCCCUACAAUACAGGCCGACGAGAAGCAGAUGUGUCUGUCCCGCCAUAUUCUCGUAUGUGUUCUGUCUUCCCCGCCAUGUAUGUUUUGUCUAUCCUGCAAUGGACGUUCCUUGCUUGUCCCUCAACAUGUACAUUAUUGUUAUGAAUCACUAUAUAUCAAUGUAUGCUGAUAUGAAAAAGGCUCAGAUUAACUGAAUUUCAAGUCCUACCUGAGGCUGCCUUCGACAGACCAAACGCCGAAGGUUCCCCACCCCUGACUUAAGUCAACGUGUCUAAUCAUCGUUUGGAACAAACUGAGGUUAAUCAGUGUAUAAGUAUAUUCAUGCAGUCAGUUUUUGUGUCGUUGUUGUUUGUUUUUACUUUUGCUCACUAGUCUUCCUUUCCUGACAUUUGUUUUUGGUUUUCUUCUGUCUUUCACAGCUAAUCAAAGGUCUCAUUUUAUAACUUCAUGAAAGAUUUUUGCCCUAAGUUCUUAAGAUCACAGAUAACUGAGUGGAUAGAGCUCUGACGUAGUUCCGGUAUGGCGCAGCAGACUUGACCCAGUUGUCGGGAAGAGUUACCUGACUCCGAGUAGAGGGAUGGGGAAAGACAAUGAAGCUAGAGGGAAAACUGGUUGUUUCUGCAUUCGUUUUGUUAAACUACUUACUUUGUUUGUUGUUUUUUGUUUUGUUUUUUUUUUUUUUUUGGGGGGGGGUAUUUGUUGGUUUUUUUUUUUUUUUUUUUUUUUUUUUUGCUUUGUUUUAUUUCGUGGGGUUUUUUUUUUCUUUUUUUCUUGUUGUUGUUGGUUUCAGUCUUCUUUGAAGUGUUGUCAGGUAGAAGUACUAAUUCCACAAUCCCUACCACUGACAUAACUUCGUCUGCUGUAGCUUCUAAGUGAAACUGUAAACUGUACGUACGUAAUACUGAUACUAGUGCCAUCCGUUCUGAACUACAAGCAUAUUUUUUUGCCGACUAUUCGCAAAGUGCUGUGGUAUUUUUUCGUGUUAUCUUUUUAAACAAAAAAUAAACUCUUCCAUGUUCAAUAAA